GAAGCAGAUCGUGUCUUGAAGAUCCUCAGACAGCACGAGGAUCAGUACCACGCCAUAGACACGGAGGUCCGUGGUUGGACCCCAGAAGUAACGCCCUACGGCCACGGAGAGGUAGUCUGCUUCAGUAUCUUCGUGGGCCCAAACGUGGAUUUCGGUUCUGGCGCCCAGCUCCUUGUGGACAACAUGGAUGAGGAUGGAAAUCUCCGUGGCCUCGUGGAGCACUUUCGGGAAUACUUCGAGGAUCCCGGGAUCAAGAAGGUCUUCCAGAACUAUGCCUUUGACCGGGCCAUUCUGCUGAACCACGGGUGCCGAGUG
This is a messenger RNA of Symbiodinium necroappetens, 315 nucleotides long. The record is from the annotation of a GenBank genome assembly. Lineage: Eukaryota; Dinophyceae; Suessiales; Symbiodiniaceae.